This is a messenger RNA of Bactrocera tryoni, 1544 nucleotides long. RefSeq names its product beta-1,4-galactosyltransferase 1. NCBI's taxonomy places the organism in Eukaryota, Metazoa, Arthropoda, Insecta, Diptera, Tephritidae. The record is from RefSeq and is a predicted model, not a curated record. Gene Ontology annotation, molecular function: N-acetyl-beta-glucosaminyl-derivative 4-beta-N-acetylgalactosaminyltransferase activity. The transcript has a single exon. Gene Ontology annotation, biological process: glycosphingolipid biosynthetic process; carbohydrate metabolic process. Bases 137 to 1105 code for a protein of 322 amino acids.
UUCAUAACAAUACAUUUAGUAAACUUUAUAAAUUAAAAUUAUGUGUUUCCUUAUUAAAUAUUUUAAAUAACUUAAAACAUGUGUGACAUAAAUACAGUGAAAGCACACUUGGCGAUUAUAUGAAAUACUAGGAAAUAUGUUUUUAAAAAUAAAUCAAAGAAAAUAUCAUGUUACGGAUUUGAUUGUACGUAUCGCAUGUAUCGCUUUAGUGAUAUAUUGGAUUAUGCCAUGGCGAUUUGCUUCUCAUUAUGAAUAUUUACAUCGAAAUGAAAUACAACAAGCGUUUGUUGAACAAGUUACGACCAAUAUUUCAAUGCAACGUAUGCCACCAUGUGAAUACAGUGAUAUCUUUGCAGAUAACAUUAUUACAUAUCGUUCGCAAUAUCGGGAGCAUGUGUUGCGGGGAGAAGAAAUUUUGCCUGGUGGCGAAUAUUUUCCAGAGGAUUGCAGUGCACGCUUUAGUACGGCAAUCAUUGUGCCUUACCGAAAACGUGAGGAACAACUUCAUGCUUUUCUCAUCUACAUGCACAAUUAUUUGCGACAGCAACGUAUUCACUAUCGAAUUUUCUUAGUUGAACAAUAUGACCAGAAGCCGUUCAAUCGGGCAAAACUAUUCAAUAUUGGCUCAGUAAUUGCAGCAGAACUUGAAUUCCCUUGUUUAAUAUUGCAUGAUGUCGAUUUACUUCCAAUGAACUUGGGCCAACUGUACGCCUGUACCCAGAAGCCUCGUCAUAUGUGCUCUGCACUCGAUACUUUCCGUUUCACAUUACCUUACCGAGGACUAUUUGGAGGUGUUGUAGCCAUUCGUACACAUCAAUAUCGGUUUAUUAACGGAAUGUCUAAUUUAUAUGAGGGUUGGGGAGGAGAAGAUGAUGAUUUAUUCAAUAGAUUAUAUUCGCAUAAAAUAGAUAUAUGUCGCUUUGAACCAAGCUACAGUACAUAUACGAUGAUGCGCCACAAACGUGAGAAGAAGAACGAAGCUCGUUUGGAACUAUUAAGAACUGGAUAUAAACGCUUUCUAACAGAUGGAUUAAAUUCACUUAUUUACUCAGAGAAGGAACGUCGCUUGCAUAGCUUAUUUACACAUAUUUUGGUAGAAACGUGAAUUUUUAUGAGAUCUGCUCGCCAGUUACCCAAACAACUUUAUAACGCAUAUUCGUCCGUUGAAAAAAAAGAGUUGAAAAACAAAUUAGCAAAAAGGCUUGUGGUUGUAGUGAUCAACGCUAUAACAUAAAGAUAUACAUAUACAUAUGUUUAAGUUAAUAUCUACAUAUGCAUAGAAAUAUGCCGAUUUUUAGUAUAGAAUAAAACGCGCGCCGGUACGAUUCGCAUAAGCGCACACGCAGUGGAAUGAACAAUUCCGCGGCUGCAAAAUGCUAAACAAUAUUAUAUAUAGACUUGAAUCCUAAUGCAAUUAUGUCAAGUGCUUUAAAUUGUUUUAAAUUUAGAGCACAAAACAAGUUCGAUAUAAACUUAUACAUACAUAUUAUUAAAUCUGUUAUAGUAAUAAAUUGAUGCUAAUACAUAGAAGAAAAUUCACAAUA